UCGUGGGAGAAAGUAAGAAGAGGGAGAGAGAAAGAGAGAUUGAGAGAGAGUGAUUUCAAGUCUCUCUCUGCUUUCUUGUAAACUCAAUGGGGCUCUAGCAUUAGGGAUAUCAAGCUGUAAAACUACAUAUUUAUUACCCGUUCCCUUUUUUCUAUUUAAGUUUUGUACAUAAGAUAGGUAACUUAUUAAAGAACAAGUACAACCAAACCGGUCAAAAGCUGGGAAAAUAUGGAUAUUCGGAAGAAGCGGAGGCCGUGGUGCGCUCUGGUCUUUGUCGCGCUUAUGUGCCAAACUCUGGCACAAGCAGAUCCAGUUGAUGUUUUGCGGGUGCUGCAGUUGCCUUCCCUCCCUGAAGGUGUGCAAAAGGUUCCGGGUUUCUGCACAUCACGUCGAGCUGGUACUCCUGAUCAUGCCUACCGUAUCACCAAGAAAGCCCAGAUCUCUGCCCCCACUAAACAACUGUUCUCAGGACGUUUCCCGGAGAACUUCUCCAUCAUGACUCUCGUAAAACCCAAGGCUGGUCUUCAGGCCUUCCUUUUGUCCAUAUACAACGAACAGGGCGUACAGCAACUCGGUCUAGAAUUGGGACGCUCACCUAUCUUCCUUUAUGAGGACCAGAAUCGCAAACCCGCCCCAGAGAACUACCCACUGUUCAGAGGGGUCAACUUGGCUGACGGCAAGUGGCACCGCAUUGCUAUUUCCGUGCAGAAGAAAAACAUUACUUUGAUUCUGGACUGCAAGAAUCGCAUCACCAAAUCUCUGCCUCGUAGCAGCAACCCAGUCUUGGACACCAAGGGCAUCACUGUCUUUGGGGCCCGUUUACUGGACGAGGAAGUGUUCCAGGGUGAGAUCCAGCAGUUGCUGAUCGCUUCCAACCCUCAGGCUGCCUAUGACUUCUGUGAGCACUACAGCCCGGACUGUGAUUCCACCCUGCCCAAAGUCCAGUCCCAGGACCCAAACACCUACGAUGUAGAUCCUGCUUAUUCUGAGGCUGACCACACCCCCACAGAGACUGAUUAUUAUUACACAGUAGAAGAAGAGGCGAGUCCACAGCCAGAGAGUGAUCUGACUGGAUAUGAAGAAACCAUUACACAGGUUGAUGAGCCUGUCCCGGGUGAGGAGACAGAUCUUACAGGUGUUGAAGGGGAGUCUCAGACGCCAGAUGAGCCCUUCACUGAGGAGUACAUAACCAGUGACUUUGGAAUGAAGGAAUAUGACUAUUCCUACAAGGACUACAAUGAACCCAUCUCUGAAAGCAAGACAGAAGACAGCCUAGGUCCCGCCCUGUCCGCUGUGACAGAUGAGGGGGGCGCCUCCGUGCUAGCCCUGAAGGGAGAGAAGGGAGAGCCUGCUGUCCUUGAACCUGGCAUGUUGAUUGAAGGACCACCUGGCCCAGAAGGACCAGCAGGUCUCCCUGGCCCCUCUGGCCCGUCUGGACCUCCUGGUUCUGUUGGUGAUCCAGGUGAGAGGGGUCCUCCUGGUAAGGCUGGUCUACCUGGAGCAGAUGGUGUCCCAGGACCUCCAGGAACUUCAGUCAUGCUUCCUUUCCGUUUUGGACAGAGUGGGGGCGACAAAGGGCCCAUGGCCUCAGCACAGGAGGCUCAAGCUCAAGCCAUUCUGUCUCAAGCUCGGCUUGCUCUGAAGGGCCCGGCAGGGCCAAUGGGCUUUACUGGCCGUCCCGGACCUUCGGGAACACCUGGAAGUCCUGGGUUUAAGGGAGAGAGUGGAGACCCUGGUCCUCAGGGCCCCAGAGGUCCUCAAGGGUUGUCUGGUCCUCCUGGCAAAGCUGGUCGUAGGGGUCGUGCCGGUGCGGAUGGGGGCAGAGGAAUGCCAGGAGAGCCCGGAAUUAAGGGUGACCGUGGCUUUGAUGGCCUUCCUGGUUUGCCUGGUGACAAAGGUUAUCGCGGUCAAACUGGAGGAAUGGGACCCGCAGGACCCCCUGGAGAGGAUGGAGAGAGGGGAGAUGAUGGAGAGGUCGGACCCAGGGGUCUUCCAGGCGAACCGGGGCCCCGUGGUUUACUGGGGCCUAAAGGGCCCACUGGACUUCCUGGACCUCCUGGUGUUCAAGGAAAUGAUGGUCCACAUGGUCCAAAAGGAAACUUGGGACCCCAAGGAGAGCCAGGUCCUCCAGGACAGCAGGGGGCCCUAGGAACACAGGGAACGUCUGGUCCACAGGGGCCUCAUGGUCCACCAGGAGAGAAAGGACCCACUGGAAAGCCAGGUUUGCCAGGGAUGCCUGGAGCUGACGGUCCAGCCGGUCAUCCUGGAAAAGAAGGCCCUGGUGGAACCAAAGGAAAUCAGGGUCCAAAUGGUCCUCAGGGGUCUAUUGGCUAUCCUGGCCCUCGGGGAAUUAAGGGAACUCAAGGUAUCCGUGGACUGAAAGGUCAUAAGGGAGAGAAGGGAGAGGACGGCUUUCCUGGAAUCAAAGGAGACUUUGGUGUAAAGGGGGAAAGGGGAGAAGUGGGAGUGCCUGGCCCUAGAGGAGAGGACGGUCCUGAGGGUCCAAAGGGUCGUGUCGGCCCCCCUGGUGAGAUCGGUCUACUCGGCGUGGUGGGAGAGAAGGGUAAACUUGGUGUGCCUGGACUUCCAGGUUAUCCCGGAAGGCAAGGAAUUAAGGGCUCCCUUGGUUUCCCAGGGUUCCCUGGUACAAAUGGCGAGAAGGGUGCAAGGGGUUUGAUUGGAAAACCUGGAACAAGAGGACAAAGGGGGCCAAAUGGUCCCAGAGGUCAGAGGGGACCACGUGGGUCAACAGGAAAAUCAGGUGCUAAGGGUGGAUCAGGAAGUGACGGGCCUUCUGGACCAGCAGGGGAGAGAGGCCUGCCUGGAAUCCAAGGUGCAAAUGGAUUCCCUGGGCCAAAGGGACCUCCUGGACCCCCAGGGAAAGAUGGUCUGCCUGGACACCCUGGACAAAGAGGCGAAGUUGGUUUCCAAGGCAAGACUGGACCACCUGGGCCACCAGGCGUGGUUGGACCACAGGGUCCCUCUGGGGAGACUGGUCCCUUGGGUGAGCGUGGCCACUCAGGACCCCCAGGACCACCUGGUGAGCAAGGUCUUUCUGGGCCAUCUGGUAAAGAGGGAACCAAGGGAGAUCCUGGUCCUCCUGGCGGCCCUGGUAAAGACGGACCCCCUGGACUGAGAGGAUUCCCAGGAGAGAGAGGACUGCCAGGAACACCGGGCACCGGGGGACUGAAAGGAAAUGAAGGUCCUGCUGGACCACCUGGAACUGCAGGGUCUCCUGGAGAGAGAGGACCUGCUGGCACAGCAGGCACUGUCGGCCCACCUGGACGCCCUGGACCUCAGGGACCCCCUGGAGCUGCAGGAGAAAAAGGAGUGCCAGGAGAGAAAGGCCCAAUUGGUCCAGCUGGUCGUGACGGCAUCCAGGGUCCAGUUGGUCUUCCAGGCCCCGCUGGACCUCCAGGUGUUUCUGGAGAGGAUGGAGACAAGGGUGAGGUUGGGGAGCCAGGACAUAAGGGAGCUAAAGGAUCCAAGGGAGAACAUGGUCCUCCUGGACCAUCUGGACCACAUGGUCCUGUGGGACAACCUGGUGCAGCUGGUGCUGAUGGGGAGACAGGUGCAAGAGGUCAGCAAGGGCCAUUUGGUUCUAAGGGUGAUGAAGGAUCAAGAGGAUUCCCUGGGCCUCCAGGCCCCAUUGGACUGCAGGGUUUGCCAGGCCCUGCAGGAGAAAAGGGAGAGACAGGAGAUGUUGGGCCACUGGGCCCUCCUGGUCCACCAGGACCACGUGGUCCAGCUGGUCCUAAUGGUGCUGAUGGCCCUCAAGGUCCUCCGGGAGGAUUGGGUAAUCCAGGUCCAAUUGGAGAAAAGGGUGAGCCUGGUGAAUCUGGACCUCCUGGUGUUGGUGGAGAGCCAGGAAAAAUGGGUCCCAGAGGAGAGCGUGGUGAGAAGGGCGAGGCUGGGCACCCUGGCACAUCCGGUACUCCUGGUGGAAAAGGCCCCGGUGGAGACGACGGACCCAAAGGAAACCCUGGUCCUGUUGGUUUCCCUGGUGAUCCUGGACCCCCUGGUGAAGUUGGACCACGAGGCCAAGAUGGAGCAAAGGGAGAAAGAGGAGAGGACGGUGAACAAGGAGAAGCUGGGUCUCCUGGACCAACUGGAGAGAACGGACCACCUGGGUCUCCUGGAAAGAGAGGUCCUCCGGGAACAAGGGGACCAGAGGGCCGUGAGGGAGAAAAAGGAAGCAAGGGCGAUCAAGGUGCCAAUGGCCCUCCAGGAAAGACUGGCCCUGUGGGGCUGCAGGGUCAGCCAGGAAAACCAGGAACUGAGGGUCUAAGAGGGUUGCCAGGAUCAGUGGGUGAGCAAGGUUCUCCAGGACCUGUCGGACAGAAAGGCCCCCCUGGACCUAUGGGUCCUCCAGGUUUACUUGGUCUUCGUGGUGACCCUGGUGCUAAAGGUGAGAAAGGACAUUCAGGUAUGAUCGGUCUGAUUGGGCCUUCAGGAGAACAAGGAGAGAAGGGAGACAGAGGAAUGCCAGGCCCCCAGGGAUCCCAUGGACCCAAGGGAGAAACGGGUAUGUCUGGUGGAACUGGCCCUCUCGGCCCUGCCGGUCCUGGUGGUAUGCCUGGUCCGAGAGGUAUCAAAGGAGCUAAAGGUGCCACUGGUGGAGCUGGUCCUAAGGGACAGAAAGGUGUACAAGGUCCACCAGGACAACCUGGUCCCCCUGGAGAUGUCAUCCAGCCGCUGCCCAUCCAGAUCCCCAAGAAGUCCAAGCGCUCCAUUGAUGCCAGUAAGAUGCUCUUUGAGACUGAUGCUGAGGCUGCCGAUGCCGCAGGCACAGCGUCCAUGACCGGUAGUGAAGGUAUGGAGGAGAUAUUUGGAUCACUCAAUUCCCUUCGCCAGGAGAUCGAGAGCAUGCGAUUCCCGCUGGGAACGCAGGAAAGCCCGGGCCGCACCUGCCAGGACCUCCACCUCAGCCAGCCAGACUUGAAAGACGGCGAGUAUUGGAUUGACCCAAAUCAAGGCUGUACCCGAGACUCUUUCAAGGUGUUCUGCAACUUCACUGCCGGUGGGGAGACUUGUUUGUAUCCUAGCAAAGCAGUAGAAAAUAUAAAGAUCGACUCUUGGCCAAAGGAGAAGCCUGGGUCUUGGUACAGUCAGUUUGCUGAGGGCAGCAAGCUUUCAUAUGUGGACUCAAGUGGAGAACCUGUGGGUGUAGUCCAGCUGGGCUUCUUGCGGCUGCUUAGCGUCCAGGCCCGGCAAAACCUAACCUACCACUGCCACCGUUCAGUGGCCUGGGCUGACCGCACUGCAGACGAUGGCUACCAGAGGGCGCUGCACUUCCAGGCUGCCAAUGAAGAGGAGCUCAGCUAUGAGAUUAACCCAUACAUCAAAGCCCUCGAAGAUGGCUGCUCCUAUCGUAAAGGUUUCGACAGGACAGUGCUGGAGGUGAACACACCACAGGUGGAGCAGCUCCCUCUGCUGGACAUCAAGAUCUCAGACUUUGGGGAGGACAAUCAGAAAUUUGGUUUUGAAGUGGGACCUGUCUGUUUCCUGGGAUAAAAACACACACAUGCUGAGGGCAAGGGGAAUACAAUCACAAAUACAAAAGACACACACAUUAAGCACACACACACACACACACUUAUUCAUCCACUUGACAUAAAUACAACCAUGUGCCAACACUAAAAAAGACAUUUGAUGUUAAGUUUAAGAGGUGGGACACAUACAUACAUUUAUACAUACACACGUUGUUGUGAAACAAAAUUGCACACACAUGUACAUGCCCAGGGAAAAACACUCCCAGCAAUGGAUGGACAACAGAGAAGAGAGCCCUGUCGAAGCGUUCUCGCAAGAGAGGACAAAAGAUAUUGACGAAUGUGGAGGUGUUUUAAGACGCGUGACAGAAGUGUGUUCGAGAAGAUACGACUGCCAUAAAGCGUCAGCUUCUGCAGAAACGCCUUCAGUUCCAGCCCCCUCUCACCUACAUCUCCCCUCCUCACUGUUACUCUUCCUACCUCCAUGCCUGAUUGUUCCUUUUAUAGUCCUGUGCAAGCUCCGCCCCUUCCUACACGUCACUUCCAUAUUACCAUAGAAAAGAAUCUGCAGGUACAAAACUUCAAACUGAGGAAUGGAUGAAUAUUUCAACUACAAGGUUAAGCCAUUAAAUGAAAAAUAAUAAUAAUAAUAACCCUUUCGGUGCUGUAAUAAAAUCUUACUAGCAAUGUAACUUACUGAACGACUGUUUCUUGGGCCAAAUAUAUGCAAUGAAAGCCAUUAACAGUGUAAAGUUUAUUGAACUUGAUAUUGUUGUACAUUUAUUAUAGAUUGAUGAAAUCUGUGAGAAUUUUGAAUUCAUGCCGUGAACAUGCUGCCAACUUACCAGUCCAGUAUUUAUGGUGAAUAAAAGUUAAGCUGGUUAUUGUUCCUCUACAGGAGCAAUUAUAUCUUCAGCCUUUUAAAGAUGAGGCACAUGCAGAUAUGUACACAUAUGCCUUUAGUCUAACAAUCUUUCAAGGUUGUAAAUGACUGAAUGCACGCUUUGUGUAAUUUUGACCCACAGCAUUCAGAACUUGUCAAACGUUCAUCAUUCACGAGCACAGUGUUCAGGCUGGAAUUGUGCAUUAGAAGCAUUUGUACAGAAAUAAUGAGAUUGUAUUGUAUUUAUUUUGUGAAACAAACAGGUGCUCACUAAAGAAUGACCAAAACACUUGCAGUACAAAGUCAUGUGGUAUUUCAUUUGUAAUUAUUUACUGUAGAUUUCUCAUCAGCCUAUUAAAUAUGUCAAUUAAACUCCAAACAACAAGUCUGCCAUCUCCGUAUGAUGUAUACUUGCUUGUGAUCAGUUAUUGGUGAUAUCAGGUAGUUGCAUUAUUUCAAAGCAGUUCAGAUGCAUCUGGCUCAGGACAGUUUAGUGCAUGUGAAGAUGACCAAAAGACCAACAUGUCUUUAUUUUCAGUCAACAGUGGCGAAGGGACAGAGGAAAGAGAGGGAAGGAAUCUGAUGAUGGUUGGGAAAUAUGGUUUGCUAGUUUUUUAUGUAUUUUGUUUUCUUUUUUUAAAACAAAGAGAUGGAAAUGAAAAGCUACAAAGAUUAUUUGUGAAUUAAAAGUUGUUUGUGUGGGGUUUUGUUUUCACAAGGACAAUACUGAUAGCAUUGUUUUUGUCAGUGAAAGACACAAUUUCUCUACUAAAUAUGGAAAUAUGGUGCUAAAACUUGUUUUGUAAGUACUUAAAUCUGUUUCUGUAAUAUAUAAUCUAUUUAAAGAGCUGUUGGACUCCUUUGUUUUUCUUUACUCCAUUUAUUUCCAGUUAACUUGUCAAUAUUGCAACGUGUUUUUGUUAUUAUUUGGUCUGCCUGUUCAUUUUUCUUUGCCAAAUUCCCAUUUUACAUCUUAUUGUAAUGGCUAACCAGUUACCCCAAAAAUGAAGAUCUCCAACCCACAGCAGAUGUCUUCUCAAGUCUCAGUGAACCAAUGAGACGAAUUGCAUGAAAUCUGGCCAUUUUCCUCCAAACACCUUUCUAAAAUUCUUAAGCUAAUAAUAAAUGGUCAUGUUUCACUCGUCAUUUUGUUUCAGUUCUGUUCGUUUGGGUUUUGAACUGUUACCUGUCUUCAUUUUCUGACGAUGUUGUUUUGGUCCAGACUUUCCCAUUAAACCACACAUCAACGCGUUUCCUCCUGUGUGAACAUAAUUGUUUUUGGGUUAAUUGGGUUGAGUGUA
Molecule: messenger RNA, 7673 nt
Organism: Xyrauchen texanus (razorback sucker)
Lineage: Eukaryota; Metazoa; Chordata; Actinopteri; Cypriniformes; Catostomidae
Gene: col11a2
Product: collagen, type XI, alpha 2
Exons: 65
Coding region: 229-5514 (1761 amino acids)
Biological process (GO): collagen fibril organization; sensory perception of sound; cartilage development
Cellular component (GO): collagen trimer
Molecular function (GO): extracellular matrix structural constituent
Source: RefSeq, a predicted model, not a curated record